This is a messenger RNA of Bipolaris oryzae ATCC 44560, 606 nucleotides long. RefSeq lists its product as uncharacterized. Lineage: Eukaryota; Fungi; Ascomycota; Dothideomycetes; Pleosporales; Pleosporaceae. The transcript has 2 exons. The coding region runs from base 1 to 606 and encodes 201 amino acids. The record is from RefSeq and is a predicted model, not a curated record. Gene Ontology annotation, cellular component: outer membrane.
AUGGCAAGCCACGAUUACUACGGGCAGAGUCAAGGCCACGGCCAACAAGGCUAUGGCCAGAACUAUGAAGGCACCAGCCAGCGACAAUGGGGUUCGGCAGACAACAAUCAAGGCUACCCUCCUCAGCCUCAGGCCUAUGGACAACCGCAGCACGAUCAAUACGGCCAAGCAAACCACAGUCCCUAUCCACCAGCGCAGAGCCCUUACCCGCCCCCUUCCUAUGAUUCCUAUGGGCAAUCCCAGAACAACUAUGGCGCCCCUCCUCAGCCUGUAGAUCAAUACCAGCAGGGCUACGACCCGAACCGUAGCACCUCUCCUUACCCGCCCACGGCGCAUCAUCAGCAAGGCUACCAAGAUCCAAGCCAGCAGUACGGAGCGCCUCAGCAACAGGGACAUCAUGACCCCCAGCAAGGCUAUGGUGCGCCACAAUACGGCCAACCUGGUGCUCCAGGCGACGCCGCUGAAGGAGAUCGUGGCCUUGGUUCCGCUCUGAUAGGAGGCGCAGGUGGUGCUUUUGUUGGAAACAAGCUGGGUGGCGGAACGCUCGGAACCCUAGGAGGCGCAAUUCUGGGUGCUGUCGCAGCCAACAUGGUGCCUGACAAGUAA